Molecule: messenger RNA, 516 nt
Organism: Homarus americanus (American lobster)
Lineage: Eukaryota; Metazoa; Arthropoda; Malacostraca; Decapoda; Nephropidae
Product: dirigent protein 10-like
Exons: 1
Coding region: 1-516 (171 amino acids)
Source: RefSeq, a predicted model, not a curated record
AUGGUCGCCGCCGCUUCUGAGAGAGCCCAUGGGGUCGCCGACGCCUCUGAGAGGGCCCCGGGGGUCGCCGCCGUCCCUGGGAGGGUCUGUGGGGCUGAUACAGCUCCUGGGAGGGUCCCUGGGGCGCCGCCGUCUUUGAGAGGGUCCAUGGGGGCGCUGCCUCCCCUGGGAGGGUCCAUAGGGGUGCCACCACCCCUGGAAGGGUUCCUGGGGGCGUCGCCGCCCUUAGGAGGAUCUCUGGGGGCGCCGCCGUCCCUAAGGGGGUCCCUGGGGGCACCUCUGACCCUGGGAGGGUUGGUGAGUGCGAUACUGCUCCUGGGAGGGUCGCUGGGGGCCCUGCUGCCCUUAAGAGGGUCCCUGGGGGCGCAGUCGCUCCUGAGAAAGUUCCUGAGUGCGCCGCUGCCUCUUGGAGGGUCCCUUGUGGCGCAGCCACUCCUGAAAAGGUCCGUGGGGGCGCCACCGCCUCUGGGAGGCCUCCUAGGGGCACCACCGACCCUGGCCGGGCCUUUGGGGUAG